Messenger RNA from Cydia pomonella (codling moth), 3504 nucleotides. RefSeq names its product egl nine homolog 1 (gene Hph). Bases 56 to 1474 code for a protein of 472 amino acids. Gene Ontology annotation, molecular function: ferrous iron binding; L-ascorbic acid binding; peptidyl-proline 4-dioxygenase activity. Gene Ontology annotation, biological process: cellular response to hypoxia; peptidyl-proline hydroxylation to 4-hydroxy-L-proline. The transcript is spliced from 7 exons. Lineage: Eukaryota; Metazoa; Arthropoda; Insecta; Lepidoptera; Tortricidae. The record is from RefSeq and is a predicted model, not a curated record. Gene Ontology annotation, cellular component: nucleus; cytoplasm.
ACUGACAGUCCCAAUCUGCCCUAGGAAAGGACUUCGUUUUCACUUCUCUUUCAGAAUGAAUCAAGAAGGCGUUCUGGCUUGUUGCGCCGUUUGCUAUCAACAUACCGUUAGGAGAUGUUCGCGUUGUCUCAGUAUUUACUAUUGUAACACGGACCAUCAACGCCAAGAUUGGAAAAGACACAAACCCGAGUGCGUGCCAAGAACACCAAAACAAGGUCCGAGAAACGAAAAGAUUGGCGGUGUUUCGACAUCUACGACAGAAGCAGUGAGAAUAGGGGAGGUGAAAGACGACGCGCCUCACGGCGGGUCUAGCUGUGAGCCGCAGAACGUUUCGACACCCGACGCAAGUGCAACAAGUGAUACAAGACGUUUGAAAAGUUCAAAGAAAAAAAACGCGAAUAAAGAAGGUAGUGUUAGUGUGAGUAAACAAAACGCUGUGGGUACCUCGGGGGUGAACUCGGGCGCUGUCCCUAAAAAUCGGAGCGUGAUAUCUAGUGUUUUGUGUGCUAGCAAGGAUAAGGACAAAGUGAAUAGUGCCAUAACUUACGAAGGAUCGUCAGAGCAGGAGAUUCUAAGUGAGUCCGCGCAGCAACUUAGUGCUGUGGAGUUUUCAACAGCUAGUACAACAGUGAAGGCUCCUAAAUCUGAGUCAAACAUGUUGGCGGUGGCUGGUUACUCCGGGGAACAAGUCCCUAUGAAGGAAUAUCCUGAAGGGACAGUGAGAAACAGUACUGCCCCGUUUGGACAGCCACAGAACAGUUUCUACAUGGACCCCAGUGACCAGUGGUACAACAUAUGCCAGCAAGUGAUAAGAGACAUGACACAGUUUGGAGUGUGUGUUUUGGACAAUUUCCUAGGGCAAGAAAGGGGACAUUUAGUGAGAAAUGAAGUGUUAAAAAUGUAUAGAUCAGGUGUAUUUCAAGCAGGUCAGCUGGUAGCCAACCCUAGCAGCACGGACGCACAUACGGUCAGAAGCGAUAAAAUCAACUGGAUAGACGGCAAGGAACCAGAUUGCUUCUACAUCAGACAGCUUAUCAACCAAGUCGACAACAUUAUCCUGAGGGCGAACAAGAUGCCUAACAACGGGAAACUCGGAGACUACACGAUCAACGGCAGGACGAGGGCAAUGGUGGCGUGCUACCCCGGCUCCGGCACGCACUACGUCAAACACGUGGACAACCCCAACAAAGAUGGCCGCUGCAUCACCGCCAUAUACUAUCUGAAUCUCAACUGGGACAAGGAGCGCUGCGGCGGCCUGCUCAGGGUGUUUCCCGAAGGUCUGGAUGAGGUAGCUAACAUCAAGCCGCUGUUCGACCGAAUGGUGUUCUUCUGGUCGGACCGGAGGAAUCCUCACGAAGUCCAACCCGCCUAUGAAACUAGAUACGCCAUCACGCUGUGGUACUUCGAUGCCAAAGAGCGGGCUGAAGCUUUAAAGCGACAUCGCCAAAAUCGCGAGCCGAAUUUGAGCCAGUGAUAUUCGGACCCGCCCUCCGGUGGCGCCUUUAACACUUCGCUGAGCUGACCUGGCGAAAUAUCACUUUCCUAGCGUGCAGGGACUUUUUUAUUCCAAUGGCGUUCUUCAUAAACGCUUGACAGGUCUAACAAGCCCUUGAUAAUAUUUUAUCCUUAUCUGUCAUUUUGACAUUUGUGUUUAUUAGAUAAAGACAAAAAUUAAAAGAGGUUUGUAAGAAGUUGAUAAGUUUUAUGAAUAAGCGUAAGGUAAAUCACGAAUUCAUUGUACAGGCAAGUCAUUAUUUUCAGUGGUACUGUUUUACCACAUAUAGGGUUUUUUGUCUGUAAGGAUGGUAUUCAACCUGUCCAUUUCUUAGUCCAAUGUGUAUUUGCAUCUCACAUUUUGCUUAAUAAGAGAGUGAAAUGCAAUGCACAUUGGGCGAAGAAAUUGGACUGAUAGAAUACCAUCUUAAGACGUGUUACGUUUCAUAAUUCGGAUUAACUGUGAUCCCCGUAAAGUAUUAAUUAUUGCUUGAUAUUACUCAUAUUCAGAAUUAGAUAGAGUACGUUAUGACAUAAAUCUAAAAGUUUUUAUGAAUAACAGUUACAUUUCUUUAUUCUUACUCCUAAGUUAAUUCUAUAUUUUCUUCUUUAAUACUUAUUUUACGCCUGUCUGAAUAUUUUUGAUAUUACGUUCUUUCAUUUGGCUGUAUCUAAUUCUGAAACCAUACACGCUAUUUCGUCUGAUACAAACGCAGCUUGCUAGAGAGUUGAAUACAUUUUUGUAAAUCAUCACUGCUUUAUUUAAAUAGAAAAGUUUACACGAUUUAUAAUGCAAAGAAUCGGCUAUCACGUGUAUAGUCUGUCAAGCCAUUUCCAUCAGUAGAAAAAAGCGGCAAAUUUAAAAACUGUAGGCGCGAAGGGUUUUUCGUACCAUAGAAAAUUAGAUCUUCGUGCCGUUUUCUACUGAAAAAUUUCUUAGACAGACUUCUUCGCAUAUAUGUAUGUGCCACGUACACAUAGGAUGACAGGUUAAAGAUAAAAUAAAAACGCCUUAGAAACGUCAAAUUACAAAAAUCCGCUAGUGAUGUGGCGAUGUCAUCGGAUUGAUCGGAUUAAAUCGAUUCGUGAUGAGGCAUUUUUUUAUAACUUGAAAUCUAAAAGUAUAGCGUGAUUAUUUUACAAAACAUGUACGAUGGUAAAGAAAACCAGUAUAUUUUGUAAUACUAUAACGUAUAGUUUUAAUAUUCACUCUGUCAAUGGGCAGAAAAGUCAUAUAUUAUUUUACCUAGCUUAGAUGUAAGUAGUACUUUUCGUUGUCAAUUUUGAGUGUUUUACAAGGCCUUGAAGUAUUAUUUUAUAUUGAAAAUGCACCUACUUCAUUAUUUUAUUUACAUUCGCUGGCAUGAUUUUACUUUGUUCAUGUGCAAUAUACUUAAGUAAAAAAAGAAAUACAAACAGAAAACAUAUUACUUAUUUGGGUAUUCGCCACUUAUGAAAAUUGUGUAGCCUUUUUGUGUUUGUAGAAUUUCAGCGGAUACUUUAUACUUAAGACUGAAUUAAAUUCUACCAUUCAAAUAUUUAAAAGAAUUGUCAUUUUAAUACAUCGUCAUAUAUCAAAGCAGGGGCCUUACGGCCACUAAGAAUGGUGCUAGUUCAGUGGUAUCACUCACGAAUUCGAGCCAAUCGUGCAGUCUAACAUAACUAGUUGCGACCAAUCGCGUCGUGGCGUUAAACUGCACGAUUGGCUCGAAUUCACGUGCGUCACACCGCUGUACUGACCCCAUUCUUAUUGCCCGUAAGGCCCGUCCUUAGAUAUAUGUCAAUGUUUGAAUAAGUUUUAUUUAUUUCUAUUUUGUUCAUAUUAUUAUGCAGAAAACUGCCAAUAUGGUACUCCUGAGUUUUCAAUAUACAUUUAGAGAUAAUUAUCUGUAGAUAAAGAUUGCAGUUUUGAAUGAUAUGUUACCUCAUUAAAAUAGUCGCAUGUCAUAUUAUUAAUGUAAAUAAUCAUAAAAUUAAAUAUUAAAGUGAAUAAACAUUGAUACAUCAAUA